AUGCCAUCUGCCAUCGAAAUCAUCGGCCUCGUGUUUGGCAUCUUGAGCUUAUCCGGGCUCUGCAAUGCCGGGAAGAAGACCGUCGCGCGACGUCAGCCCCCUGGCCGUCUGCGCGAGGUCCAAGAUGCCCUCGCCAGCACGCGCGCACUCAUCGAUGACCUCGAGCGGGGCGGAUACCUCUCGGGAGCGGAAAGGCGAGAGGGCGCGGAGGAUGCGGACAGUUACCGGCGCCGCCUCACAGAGCUAGACAACGAUGCCAUCGACCUGCGCCUGGCCGUCCAGAAAUGGUCUUCGAUGCCGGGGAUCUUCAGCAAUCAUCUCCAAAAGGACAUCGAAACCAUGUGCACGCACCUAUACAAUCUUCCGCCGCCCCCUGCGCGAUCUCUGCCACCCCGGCGUUCGCCGAUGGUCGAUGCUCCGCAGGAUCUACAUAUCGUGUCCGCUGCAUCUACCGCCACCACGGAGUUUACUUCUUCCACACCUUCCGAGUCCUCUGUCACCUCCAUAUCCUCCUCCCCUCAUUCACCAAGACCACCCGACCCCGAGCGCAUCGCCCUGGUCGAGAUCAACUCGGAUCGGGCCUCACCACAGGUCACCAACGACACACCACAGGCACAUGCGUCCGGCGUAGAAACCACCCUCACAGACGGCACAAUGGCAACCGUCCGCAACGUGGCCGCACACCGCGACGACUCCGACUCUGCUGACUCUGCCGACACCAGCUCCGGCGCGAGCGCGAGCGCGGACUCCUCCGACCAGACGCCUCAGGGCGAGAAUGGCCCCGGGGAGAAGGAGCAGCAACAGCGCACGAGCCAGCGGAGCUCGCGGACGAAGAAUCCGCGUGCGGAAGCCGAACGACGGGUCACGUACCUUACGUCCAACUACUUCUCGGGAGGGCUCGGGAAUCCGUACUACUUCGAGAGCGCGCCGUUUUGA
Molecule: messenger RNA, 936 nt
Organism: Trametes versicolor FP-101664 SS1
Lineage: Eukaryota; Fungi; Basidiomycota; Agaricomycetes; Polyporales; Polyporaceae
Exons: 3
Coding region: 1-936 (311 amino acids)
Source: RefSeq, a predicted model, not a curated record